Messenger RNA from Cynocephalus volans (Philippine flying lemur), 591 nucleotides. Its product is annotated as PDZ and LIM domain protein 1-like. The record is from RefSeq and is a predicted model, not a curated record. Lineage: Eukaryota; Metazoa; Chordata; Mammalia; Dermoptera; Cynocephalidae. The transcript has a single exon.
AUGACUAUCCGAGGUAGGAGCUGUAAGGACCAGUGCAACAAUCCAGCUGGCUUCUGUUCUUCUGAAAACAUCUCCAACUUCAACAGCACCUUGGAGUCGAAGCCUACUGCCAGCACAGAGAAAGUGAAUGGCAGACUCUUAGACCAUUUUCAGCCUCCAGGCGGCCUCAUUAUUGACAAAGAAUCUGAAGUGUACAAAACGCUGCAGGAGAAACAGGAGUCAAAUGAGUCCCUGAAACAGUCCACAUCAUUCCUAGUUAUGCAAGAAAUCAUAGAGUCUGAGGGAAAAAGGGAUCCCACGAAGCCCUCAGGAUUCAGAAGUGUUAGAGCUCCUGCUACCAAGGUAGCUUCAUCGACUGGAAAUGCUUAGAAUUUGCCCAUGUUGCUACAAAUGUAGCACUGGCAUUGUUGCAUGUUUGUGAAGCUGCAGGACCAUCCUCCCCCCCCCCCUUAUGUGUGCACCAACUGUGGCACCAACCUGAAACAGAAGGGCCAUUUCUUUGUGAAGGAUAAAAUUUGCUGUGAAAAUCAUGCCGGAGAGCAAGUCACACCACCUGAGGGUUAUGAUGAGGUCACUGUGUUCCCUAAAUAA